UGAUGUGUUUUUUGUGUUGACAAGUUUAGCUUCGUGGUGAAUUACUUGUAAAUAUUGGUUUUUCUCCACAGACAUGCUUCACAAGCACUGAUUUCGGAAACUGCGAGGGGAUAUAUUUACAAGCUUGAAGCUUGAGAGACUUGAUUGACCCAAAGCGCAAAAUGCCUUUCUUUGUGAUGCGUUGACUCACAAAGUCUACAAGGAGUUAAUGCAUGUUUUGAACCAAAAAAACUAAAUACAGGACAAUCACAUGUACAUAUAUACAUGAACAUUGUGUGUACACUUUAAAGUUUAAGUGCCUAUGAUAUGCAAGAACUACUGCACUGCAAUUGUUGUUACAUGUAAGCAGCGAUGAUUUCCUCUCACGUAGUCCCAGAUGAUGUUCCCUUACAUUUAGCCACCAAGAUCGUCUUCAGCAUUAUUGCCGCGCUGGGCAUCGCGGGCAACGGCCUGGUGAUCUACGUUUUGGCCUCUGCGGUCGCCUCCCGCAGGGGCAAUAUCAACAUCCUCCUGAUCAACCAAUCCCUGAUUGACCUGAUUACCUCGAUUCUGCUGGUGCUGUGUUUUCUCACCCCGGGACAGAGGCCCCCAUCGCCUACUCCGGCCGCGGCAGCAUUCAUCUGCUACAUCUGGAACUCCAAGUACCUCUUCUGGGCAACCACCAUGGCCUCCAUGGUAAAUCUGCUCUUGCUGACGUUUGAGCGUUACUAUGCCACCCUCUACCCCUUACAGUACUGCAACAGGUCCUUCCUAAAAUGGCCCAGGUCCUUGGCAUUGGCUACGCUGCCCUGGAUAUUGGGCUACCUGCUGGAAAUCUACACGGUACUCGGGCAUACUGUAGACAAACAUAACCAGUGUAAGUUGAAGCACUUCCCAACCUGGUCUGUUAAGAUCAUAUACUCGGUGGCCGUGCUGGUCUUUGAUUACCUAGUGCCCCUGGGCCUGAUGGUGUUUGCCUACGUCAGAAUUUACCGGGCGUUGCGGGGGAAUACGGCAGCGUCUGGUGACUCUCCAAACGAGCGGACGCCGAUCGUCCAGCCAGCCAACCAGCAUGGAGAGUCAGCGUCCCGCAGCCUGGCGCGCCGGAACGUCAUCAAAACCCUGGUCACCGUCUGUGGGGUCUUCUGCCUGCUCUGGCUGCCAAACCAAUUUGCCUACUUUUACUACAACAUCAGUGAUGAAGUCCAUUUGAAUAUGGACCUGUACGGAGCCAGCAUCAUCUUUGCGUUCCUGAACAUGUGCGUCAACCCCUUCAUCUACACGUUCCAGUAUCAUCAGUUCCGGGAGGGGUUGGGGCGGGCUAUACCCUGCCUGGCGAGGUUUAGGAUAAUGAGAAUACCAGAAACUAGGAACAAUCUGGCACCUGCUUAACUGUGAUUUGAAUGGAUUUCCACAUAUACAAACACCCUAAAUGGUAGUUCAAAGUUCAAAGCAUUUGUGUUAAAAAUAAACCCUAUUGCCGCUGUUCAUGCUAAUCUAGUGGCUUUUUGGCACAUUACAUUGGGCAAUGGGGGAGUGUGACCUAGUGGUUAGGGUCUGUGACUCAUGAUCAGAGGGUCAGGGGUCCGAAUCCAGCUGCUGGCCAUAUGUUGUGUCCUUUGGCAAGCCACUUCACCCCCACUUGCCUCUCUCCACCCAGGAGUAUAAAUGGGUACCGGCAUUAACUGGGGAUUAACCUGCGAUGGACUAGCAUCCCAUCCAGGAGGAAUAGAAAUAUUCUUGGUUGUUUCAUGCUACUGAAACCGGAGAUAAACGCCAGCCUGAUGGGCCGCUUUGGCUCGUGACAGACUGUACUUUUACUUUAAUUCAAAAUCGUCUCACUGGCACUAGUUAGUCAGUUAGAAUUUUCCCUAAAUAUAUAUGUUCAAGCAAAGUAAAACUUUGGGAUGCCUAACGUGCUACUGCAUUUAUCUCCAAAUCAAAAAGUGAAUUCACGUCA
Messenger RNA from Patiria miniata (bat star), 1939 nucleotides. Its product is annotated as galanin receptor type 1-like. Lineage: Eukaryota; Metazoa; Echinodermata; Asteroidea; Valvatida; Asterinidae. Bases 352 to 1371 code for a protein of 339 amino acids. The record is from RefSeq and is a predicted model, not a curated record. Gene Ontology annotation, molecular function: G protein-coupled receptor activity. The transcript has a single exon. Gene Ontology annotation, biological process: G protein-coupled receptor signaling pathway. Gene Ontology annotation, cellular component: membrane.